CAAACCAAUAUUUAACUUGUAAAAGUCAUAUCAAGAAAGAUCACUAAAAUCAAUUACUCGAUGGCUUCUUAUUCUUCUUCUCCUUCUUCUUUAGCUCUUUUUUUGGUCAUUUUUGCCUUAUGCUCUUUGCAUUAUAGUUUGGCUUCUAAUAACUUCAAUCAAGACUUUGAUGUUGCAUGGGGAGAUGGUAGGGCAAAGGUUCUAAACGAUGGGAAACUUCUUACCCUAUCCCUUGACAAAGCCUCUGGUUCUGGUGUUCAAUCCAAGAAAGAAUAUCUCUUUGGAAGGAUCGAUAUGAAGCUUAAGCUCGUGCCUGGAAAUUCAGCUGGUACAGUUACUACAUAUUAUUUAUCAUCACAAGGGGUAACACAUGAUGAGAUAGAUUUUGAAUUCUUGGGAAACCUUAGUGGAGAUCCCUAUAUUAUUCACACAAAUGUGUAUACUCAAGGCAAAGGUGACAAAGAACAGCAAUUCUACCUUUGGUUUGACCCCACUGCUGAUUUUCAUACAUACUCCAUACUUUGGAAUCCCCAAACAAUUAUAUUCUAUGUGGAUGGCACACCAAUAAGAGUGUUCAAGAACAUGAAGUCAAGGGGGCUACCUUACCCAAAUAACCAACCUAUGAGAGUGUAUGCAAGUCUAUGGAAUGCAGAUGAUUGGGCCACAAGGGGUGGCCUUGUUAAAACAGAUUGGUCCAAUGCUCCAUUCGUAGCUUCUUUUAGAAAUUUCAAAGCCAAUGCUUGUGUUUGGGAAUUUGGAAAAUCCUCAUGCAGCAACACAAAUUCAACAAAGCCAUGGUACUCUCAAGAACUUGAUUCAACAAGCCAAGCUAGAUUACAAUGGGUGCAAAAGAACUAUAUGGUUUACAAUUAUUGUAAUGAUAUUAAAAGGUUCCCUCAAGGCCUUCCUCUAGAAUGCACUUUCAACUCCACAACUAGUUAAUCUUGUAUUAUUUUGUGUUGCUCGGAUUCUCCUGAAAUGUUGUCACACCUGUGUUGGAUUCUCCAAAAAUGCACUAUUUUUGGAGGAUCCGACAUGCAAUUUUGGAGGAUCUGACAAGUAUUGAAGAGUCUUCGCAACAUCGAUUUUAUCGGUCUUGGUGAUUAAUUAUCACAUUCCUCUUGUAAUUGACGAAAUUCAUUUUCACAGAUGAUAAAUUUUGGAAUAGGAUCAUGCAAUAAAAUAUAAUGCUACAGAAGUAUGAUAAUUGCAGUGCAUAUAUAAUAAUUCUUUUUAUCUUC
Molecule: messenger RNA, 1241 nt
Organism: Lycium ferocissimum
Lineage: Eukaryota; Viridiplantae; Streptophyta; Magnoliopsida; Solanales; Solanaceae
Product: xyloglucan endotransglucosylase/hydrolase protein 24-like
Exons: 3
Coding region: 61-942 (293 amino acids)
Biological process (GO): cell wall biogenesis; xyloglucan metabolic process
Cellular component (GO): apoplast; cell wall
Molecular function (GO): xyloglucan:xyloglucosyl transferase activity; hydrolase activity, hydrolyzing O-glycosyl compounds
Source: RefSeq, a predicted model, not a curated record